AUGCAACGACGACGACGACGACCACGCAGUUCUUCUCAGACACCGCGCGACCCCGCCGGUCGCGCCAGCCACCGCCACCUAUCUACAGUUUCCCGCUGUUCCUCCCCCCACAUCGGCCGCCCGCCGCCGCCGCCGCCGCGUGCCUUGCCUGUGUGACUAGUCUCGCGCGCGGUGACGCGCCGCCGGGAGAGAGAGGGAAAAAAAAGAAGAGGAAGAAGAAAGAAACAGCCGUUACUACCGCGCAUUCGGGGGCGGCUGCUCUCUCCCUCUCCUCUCACGUUUUCCACCCCCCACCGCCUCGCGGGCUCGCCCUCGCGUCACUCCUUGGCGCGGCCUCCUCCGCGGCUGCUGCCUUCCGGAGUGUUCCGCUGCUGGCGUUACCACUCGCGGUGGACGACAAAAGGGAGGGGGGGUGGUGGUGGAGCGGAGCGGGGGUGGAGCGAACCCUAAAUCUCCGGGCUGUGUGGGGGCGGUGGCUUGUUGGGGGGGAACCCGGUGCAUGCGAGCGGCGACGGCUUCGGCGGCGGGGGUGAGAUCUAUGCGCUGGGCCGGAGGCGGGGGAAGGGGAGUCGACUGAGCGGUAGAGGAGGGAGAUGGCGUCGGCGGCGUUGUCGCUCGCGGUGGCGGUGGUGGCCGUGGCGGUCGCCGCGGUGGUGGCGGUGGCGCGUGGGGCGCUGCGGCGCGCCGCGGCGCGGAGGGAGGAGGUGCGGCGCCUCGCCAGGCUCGCGGCGGUGGAGGCCGAGGUCGCGGAGCGCGAGGCGUACUGCUACGCGCGGGGGAGGGGCGGCGUGGCGGGUGCGCCGCUGUGGACGGUGCCCGAGGUGGCUUCGCCGCGGGAGGACGAAGAGGAGGAGGAGGAGGAGGAGGCCGCGGCGGUGGAGUUGGAAAUGCCGGCGGCCCGUCAGGCGGAGGCAGCGGCGGCGGCGGCGGCGGUGAAAGGGGUGUGCGUGGUGUGCCGAAGGCCAACCACGUUUAGAUGCAAGCGCUGCAAAGGGGUCAAAUACUGUACCUUCAAGUGCCAGAUAUCUCACUGGAGACAAGGCCAUAAAGAUGAAUGCCAUCCACCAAGAGUUGAUGCCAGGCCUGACAAUAUAACAGUAGUUUCUAGUGUUAAAAAGGGUGUUGGAAUGUACAAUUCAUUUGAACAAAGUGUGAAAUCCAGCGUAGAACCAGCGGUUGAAGUCAACAAGUCAGUUGCUGCUGUGCCUGAAUUGUCUGAGGCAAACCUUGUCUCCGAUGGUGUAGAUAAUGAAAGAAAGAAGAUGAGAGGUCAGAAGGCAUCUAUUACUGCAAAGGUUUCUGAGGAUGUCCUUGACAACAAUAGGAUUAGAUCUGUUGAUAGUUCUAGGCUCCCAACUUCUGGUAAAGCUUGCAAUAUUCAGGAUGCUACUGUUAAUGAGAAUUUCUCUAAGACUUCAGCAGGCAGCUCCAGUUCUCGAGUUGAACGGUCUACCACGUCGGAACCUGAACUGAACCAUUCUAACAAACAGGCUUCUGGCACAGACAACCUUAAAAGUUCGAGAGGUUUGCCAUCUGUGUCAACUGUUGGCACAAUUUCUUCUAUUCAUGGAUCAGAGAAAGAAGCUGCUAUGCCAAAUAAUCGGUCAUUGGUAAAGAAUAUUCCCAGGCAACAAGCAGCUGCAAAAGUUGUGAGGCAUUAUCCAUCGGAAAUGACACUUUUUCCGUAUGAACAUUUUGUCAAGCUCUACAAUUUUGACAAGGUGGAGCUGCGCCCUUUUGGUCUUGUGAACCUUGGGAAUAGUUGUUACGCAAAUGCUGUUCUUCAGUGCUUGGCAUUUACGCGGCCACUUACAGCAUACCUUACGGAAGGACUUCAUUCAAGAAAUUGUUCCAAAAAGGAAUGGUGCUUCAUGUGUGAGUUUGAAAAACUCAUUCUGGAGGGUAGGCGAGGAAAAUCUCACUUGUCACCUACUGGAAUACUAUCUCAUUUGCGUGACAUUGGAAGUAGCUUUGGCCCCGGUAGAGAAGAAGAUGCUCAUGAAUUUCUCAGGUAUGCAAUUGAUACUAUGCAAUCUGCUAGCAUGAAGGAAGCCAAGAAAAACGGUGUUUAUGGGCUGCCUGAAGAAACAACACUGGUGCAGUUAAUAUUUGGGGGCUAUCUACGAUCGAAGAUAAAAUGCACAAUGUGUCAAGGCAGUUCAGAACAAUGUGAACGCAUUUUGGAUCUUACUGUUGAAAUAGAUGGGGAUAUCAAUACCCUUGAAGAAGCACUUCAUCGGUUUACAUCUACAGAAAUUUUAGAUGGUGAUAAUAGAUACAAUUGCAGCAGAUGCAAGUCAUAUGAACGUGCCAAAAAGAAGUUGACAAUAUCAGAAGCACCAAACAUCCUGACUAUUGCGCUGAAAAGAUAUCAGUCUGGUAAUUUUGGCAAGAUCAACAAGGCUGUCAGGUUCACGGAGUACUUGAAUUUGUCUAACUACAUGAGUACAGCAGAUGAUAUUUCCCCCGUGUACCAGCUCUAUGCUGUGGUUGUCCAUCAUGAUGUUAUGAAUGCAGCCUUUUCUGGCCAUUAUGUGUGUUAUGUCAAAGACACACAAGGGAAGUGGCACAAGAUGGAUGACAGCCAGGUGAAACCUGUUUCUCUGGAAAAAGUCUUGUCAAAGUGUGCAUACAUGCUAUUUUACGCAAGGUGUUCACCACGGGCACCAAACUCUGUAAGGAAAAUGAUUCUUGCUCAAGACUCAUCGUGCACAAAGAAAGCCAAGCAGAUGGUGGAUCCAGGACCACCAUCUUUGGAAGGAGGAAGUUACUUAAGCAGACACCAAGGUGGGCAGUCAUGUAGAGAUCAUAUAGUCUAUGACCUCACCUACACAUUCGGUGGCUCAUCUUAUACAGUAGUGGAGUCCCCGAGUCCAAGUGACAGCUCCUCGCUGUUCAGCAACUCUGAUGCAGGGUCAACCAGCACUUUCAGUAGUGAUAGCACUGACAGCACAAGGAAUUCGACCAGCAUGGAGGAGUAUGAUUACAUAUUUGGAAGCUCGGAUCAAAUGUACCCUGUAAGCACGGUGGUUAUACCUGAGGAACAUGAACUUAGCUAUUCGCGGCAGAGGUCUAGCUUGAACCCCAGCACUUCAAGUCAAUAUGUGGAUCAAGCAGCUGAGGUUGAGAUGCUGCACCAGCACCAGCAUCAGGCCGGCAGAGGGGGCUGGGAUGAGGGUGAUGUGAUGCCAUUCUUCUAUUCCAACCAAGGUAAACACCACGAUAGUAGUAGAAGUAGCAACAUUAGUAGUAGUAAUAGGAAGUUAACAGAACAGCGUAGGACGAUUGGGGAGGUUGACCAUGGCCCUGGAGAGGGCCAUGGCAGCGUUUUACUUAGAAGGGCGGCUAGGGAGAGGAUUGCCCAAGCAAUUUAUUGAUACAGGGGGCUUGGGAUGUAGAUUAAUAAUUUAUUAUCCUGUAUAAAUACACUAUUGCAAUUAUAAAAAAGGCAUUCAUUAAGGCCUUGUUUGGAUAGUCUGAAAUUACUACCCAUCGACGUGGAUGGGCUAGGAUUUUGAACUAAAAUCCUGGCACACAUGUUGACGGGCUAGGAUUGAGGCUCAUCCAAACAAGACCUAUGAGAAGAGGCGUCCAUCCUUUCACCUUGA
Molecule: messenger RNA, 3608 nt
Organism: Oryza sativa Japonica Group (Japanese rice)
Lineage: Eukaryota; Viridiplantae; Streptophyta; Magnoliopsida; Poales; Poaceae
Product: ubiquitin carboxyl-terminal hydrolase 17
Biological process (GO): protein deubiquitination
Cellular component (GO): nucleus; cytosol
Molecular function (GO): cysteine-type deubiquitinase activity
Source: RefSeq, a predicted model, not a curated record